GAGCGCGGGAGCAGGUCGGGGCCGGGCAUGCCGGGAGCCCCUCAGACAGCCGCCGCCAACGCCGCCGCCGCCACCGCGUCCGCCUCCGGUACGCGCCGCUGACACGCGGAGAUGAAAUUCCCGGCCUCAGUGCUGGCGUCCGUUUUCCUGUUUGUGGCCGAGACGACCGCUGCGCUCUACCUGAGCAGCACCUACCGCUCGGGCGGGGACCGCAUGUGGCAGGCUCUGACGCUGCUUUUCUCGCUGCUCCCCUGCGCGCUCGUGCAGCUCACGCUCCUCUUCGUGCACCGCGACCUCAGCCGCGACCGCCCGCUUGUGCUGCUGCUGCACCUGCUGCAACUUGGGCCUCUCUUCAGGUGUUUUGAAGUCUUCUGCAUCUACUUUCAGUCAGGCCACAAUGAAGAGCCUUAUGUCAGCAUCACUAAGAAGCGGCAGAUGCCAAAAAAUGGCUUCUCUGAGGAGAUCGAGAAGGAGGUGGGCCAGGCAGAAGGCAAGCUAUUCACCCACCGAUCUGCGUUCAGCCGGGCUUCAGUGAUCCAGGCUUUCCUGGGUUCAGCUCCCCAGCUGACCCUGCAGCUGUAUAUAAGCAUCAUACAGCAGGAGGUCACUGUUGGAAGAAGCCUCUUCAUGACAAUAUCCCUGUUGUCCAUUGUGUACGGAGCCUUGCGCUGCAAUAUCCUAGCCAUCAAAAUCAAAUAUGAUGAGUACGAGGUCAAUGUGAAGCCUCUGGCCUAUGUCUGUAUCUUCCUCUGGAGGAGCUUCGAGAUUGCUACUCGAGUUACAGUCCUAGUCCUCUUUACUUCUGUCAUGAAGAUCUGGGUGGUGGUCAUUGUACUCAUCAACUUCUUCAGCUUCUUCUUGUACCCCUGGAUCCUCUUCUGGCUCAGUGGCUCUCCAUUCCCUGAGAACAUAGAGAAGGCCCUCAGUAGAGUGGGCACCACCAUAGUGCUAUGCUUUCUCACUUUACUUUAUACAGGUAUCAACAUGUUCUGCUGGUCAGCUGUACAGCUGAAAAUCGACAGCCCCGACCUUAUCAGCAAGUCCCAGAAUUGGUACCAGCCACUGCUGUACUACCCGCUCAGAUUCAUUGAAAAUGCCAUCCUCCUCCUCCUGUGGUAUCUGUUCAAGACUGACAUCUAUAUGUAUGUGUGUGCACCCCUGUUGAUUCUGCAGCUGCUCGUUGGGUACUGCACAGCCAUUCUAUUCAUGCUUGUGUUCUAUCAGUUCUUUCACCCUUGCAAAAAGCUCUUUUCCACUAGCGUUUCUGAAGGCUUUCAGAAGUGGCUCAGUUGUUUUUGCUGGGCCUGUAGGCGGCAGAAAUCCUGUGAGUCAGUAGGAAACAGAGACCUAAAGUCAUCCAGAGAGAAAGAGGAGACACCUUCUAGCAGUAGAAUAAGUACUGAGCCCAGUCAGUUAUUGAAUGCUGAUGAGCUCUGCUCUGCUUAACGGGACCCAAGGUCUCUCAGGGUACAGGCAUAUUUUUUUCUGGGUUUGAUACCUGUUUUUAAUACAAGUAAUGAGCCCUGCACAGGGAAAAAGGCAGGAAGUUAGCUGUCAACUCCUUGUGAGCUGCUCUUCUUUAUAGAGCUCUUGGGUAUGUAGAACUAUGGGGGGAAGCCAGGGAAACCUCUGAGUGUUGAAGAAAGGUACCACAGUUCCCAGGUGACCAAAUCAUGUUCUAGGCAUUACUGGCCUUUUCACUGACAAGGUGCCCCUGAAACCUGAGUUGGGCUGGUUAGAUCCAUCAGGUAGAAUGAGGAGAGGAGCUUACUUGUUUUCUAGUUUUCUGGACUGUUGGUCUGGGUCGCCUGAUGAUUUGUUGUUCCUGAAUAUAGUUUUUACCCUAGAGCUGUCCUGAUGACCAGAGAAGGUUACUGGGGUUUUGCCAUCAGCAACAUCAUUCCUGUCAGAGCUUACAGGGAGAGCUGUUGAAGUUUGGUUUUUGAAUAGACAGAUAUUCCAUUUUCAUCUCAUUAGGGCUCUUUGUACAUAGCCAACUGUAGCCUCCCUGGCAUGCUUUUCUAAUUGAUUCAAGAGCCUAGAUUUAGACAUUAUUCCUUAGGAUCCAUCGGUGCAAAAAUGAAUUCUAAAUUCGACUGUGGAAGUUUCUUAAUUUAGGAAAGUUCUGAUCCUUUGGUAUGUUGAAGAAAUUCUGGAUCAGGAGGGAUGUUAAAACAUGGUAGAAUUCUUACCAUCCCAGAAUGGUUGAAUAUGUGAAUCUGCUAGAUGAUAUGCUUAAACUUCCUCAAGAUUCAGUUUUGUCCUGUGACUCUAGAAAAUUUCUGGUAGAAUUUUCUGGGAUUCACCUUUUUAGGAAAGAAGAAAGUAAAACUUACAGUCUCCACUUCCACCUUCGCCUUCCUUGCCUGCCAGGAAAGUUUUAGAUAAGAAUUACCUUGAUUAAUAAGUUUUUCUGAAAACCCCUGCAGAAAUUUCUCACCAAGUUCAGGUGUUAUAGGGUAUUUUAAUUUUCAUUAUUUGAAGGAAGAGGGUUUUCCUCACCACCACCCCUAGUUAGAGAUUGACUUCUGAAAUGUUUCUUAAAUUACAGAAAGAGAUUAAAUGACUAGAUUUUUAUCUUUCAUUGAAUGCAUUUUGAUUUGCCAUCAUUGUGACUUAGUUUGAAAAAAGAUUUCAAAUUUUAUCCUCCUAUGUCCUUUUAUCAUCUGUAUAAUUUUUUCUUUAAUUUGGAACCCUAAUUGCUUUAUAAAAGAGAACUGGAUAGUAUACCCUCAAUCGUCCUGGAAAAUUGCCUAGAUCCAGUGCCACUAUUUCUACCAUUAAAAUAUUCAUAAUGAAAUACUUGGAAACAGGUGACCAUAAAGAUCAGACCAAUUUAGAAUGAAGAUUGGAGUAAAAUCUGAGAAAUUUACAAAGGGGACUCUAUUUAUGUACUCUAUUUUACCAGAUGGAGUAGGGAUCCACUUCUUUGACUUUAUUAGCCUAAAAAAUGUGUUUAUCUGGCCAUCACAUUUUUGGUAAUUUUCCUUUCUAAUUCUUGGUAUCAAAUUUAUAAGUAAUUCCAUACACACAAAUAAAAAAGCAAUUUGGUAAUCAAUUUCCACUACAUUCAGGGGUCAAAGAAACUAUAUAUUCUUUUACAAUAUUCCAUAUUGUUUAAUAUUUUUAUACAGUUCCAUAGAAAUAUAUCAAUAAGCUCCCAAACUGUAGAGCUUCAAAUUUAGUUUUAUGAGAUUUUUUUCUCAUUUGAAAUUUUCUUGGUUUAUCAAUAUUUGUGGUUAAUUUUGUGGAGAUGUGCAGAAACAGAUAAUUUUUUGGUCUACUUUUAACCAAAUAAAAAUAAAACUCAAGAUUGUCUAUGUUCUGCCGGUUAGCACCACCUAAUACUUGCCCUAUUUUUAAUAGGCCUAAAAUAAAUAGUGAGCAUACAUAACCAAAAUGAUACUUCUUACAACACAUAUACUUCCAUGCACUCAUGUAAUCACAUAUGUGCAUAGGUACACAAUUGUAAUACACAAAAGCACCCUUCAACAUAACGACUGCGAGUAAAAUAAAGCUAAGAUGCUAAAGCAUCUUUUUUUUUGGUCAUUUCCUAGUUAGCAGAAGGGUUCUAUGAUGAGGAGGAGAGCAGUAAAGCCAUUCCUAAAUCAUUCCAAGUGUUUCUUUUUAUCAAACCAGUUAGUUGUGUUCCUUGACACCAGAUAUUUUCAAUCUCUUUUGUGAGAAAGACAUUCUUGACUUGAUGGUUUGCAAUAGCUGAUGGUAGGGUUAAUGAUGCCUAUUUUCCACCUGAAAUGCCUUCAGGACAUGCCUUGGGAGUGAAGAGUGUGAGCAGCCACCAGCCUGUCACUAACUAGGUGUGUUCAAAAUUGGACAGGGAUGAAGAGAUUGGUAUUUCCCAGCUUUAGCUUGGAAGCCUGUCUUAAAAACCAUUACAAUGUCUUAAUCUUCAAAUAACAUUUUAAAUCACUUUAGUUUAGAAGAUAGGUAAGCACUUUGAGUGACCCCAAAGCAAACUAAUAGUGAUGGUCUGUCAGAUUCCCAAAGCCUAAUUCACACAUUUAUAAGGACAGAAGUUUUAUAACUAAAUUGGACAUUUUGUCGUCUUUAACCCUUGAUAUACAGGUACCCCAGCUUUGGGGACACAUAUAUAUGUCCAUUCACUUUGAGGGAGAGAAAUCACUGCUUUUUUUCUGUAUGGUGAAAAUGUAAGUUUUAGUGAACUGAAAAUUUUUAUAUUUAAAUUUUUUACAUCUUUGAAUGGCAAAAUUCCAGUUUACACUACAGAGCUAGGUUUUCCUAAAGGCGUAAAACAAGUCAGAAAAUUUCUUCAUAUUUUGAGAGUUAAAAUGUGUUUUUCAGUUAUAAUUUUAAUUUUUAAAACUCUCAGUUCUUUGUCUAAUUAAUCACAUGCCAUAACUUGUCAUGAGAACUGCUCCAACCAAAUUGCUGUCAUUUGGCUGGAUGAGGGUAAAAUAUUUUUUCAAAAUAUAUUGAAGUAAGUUUAUAAAACAUGUUUAGACUUCCUCUCAUUGUUAGUAGAGACAACCCAGUAUAGAGAUUGGCAUCUCUCUGUCCAGUCCUACAAGUUACUUAAUUGCUGUAUGCCUCAGUUUCCUGACCUACCAAAUUUGGAUGAUAUACUUGUCCAACCUACCUCACAAGGUUGUCAGAAAGAUCAAAUUUAAAACUAGGCAUGAAAAUGCUUUGAAAAUAUUUUUAAAGUGCCAUGCAUAUUUAAAAAGUUGUUCUUAUAGUUAUUCAAAUCCAUAAGCAGGUUAUUAUUAUUUUUUUAAUGUUUGAAAAGAAAUAAGUAGUGUCAUCCACAUGAAUGUCCUGAGUGCGUAUGUGAGCCUUUGGCCUUCGAGGCAGUUGCCCUUUCUCUUACCACCAGUUGCUUACAAAAGUUAGCACACAAACACAUGGUACUUGGAGGGAAAAGACCCGCUGAAUCUGAGAAAGUGUUUCUGAUGGUAAAUGAGUUUAUUGUUUUGGUAUAGUUUUCCAUGUAGGAUAUAGCAACAUCUUUUGAUAAUUGUGCUUUACAACUUGAAUGCCUGAUUCACGUCAUUAAUUGAUUGUGAGUUUAAUCUUUUUGUCCUUGUAAAUGGAAAAAUAAACAUUAAAAUUGAUUGUCAAACAGCAUUUUCUUGGAAACCACCUUACAACAUUAGUGCUAUGGUUAUGAGUGUAUGUGCCAGUACUUUUCAACCAAUGUAUUGUGGAUGUGAGCUUUUGUCGACUGCAUCUCUGCAGUCAUUGAUGCUAAUAAAUAUUGUUAUGUUUCUUCAUAUAAUAAAUUAAUUUUUCAAUGUC
Molecule: messenger RNA, 5277 nt
Organism: Microcebus murinus (gray mouse lemur)
Lineage: Eukaryota; Metazoa; Chordata; Mammalia; Primates; Cheirogaleidae
Gene: XK
Product: X-linked Kx blood group antigen, Kell and VPS13A binding protein
Cellular component (GO): membrane
Source: RefSeq, a predicted model, not a curated record